Molecule: messenger RNA, 3094 nt
Organism: Salarias fasciatus (jewelled blenny)
Lineage: Eukaryota; Metazoa; Chordata; Actinopteri; Blenniiformes; Blenniidae
Gene: hid1a
Product: HID1 domain containing a
Exons: 19
Coding region: 103-2505 (800 amino acids)
Cellular component (GO): Golgi medial cisterna; Golgi trans cisterna; membrane
Source: RefSeq, a predicted model, not a curated record
AAAAAAAACGCCUCCGCCAAUGACUCAAGCGACGGACGGAGGUGAGAUUAUCUGGGAUUCUCUGCUGCAGCGGUCCUGUUGGGAUCAAGAGAAAUAAUCGCAAUGGGCAGCACCGACUCCAAACUGAACUUCAGAAAGGCGGUGAUCCAGCUCACAACCAAAACACAGCCAGUAGAAGCCACAGACGAUGCCUUCUGGGAUCAGUUCUGGGCAGACACCACCACCACGGUGCAGGAUGUUUUUGCACUGGUGCCAGCUGCAGAGAUAAGAGCCGUUCGAGAGGAGUCCCCUUCAAAUUUAGCAACACUCUGUUAUAAGGCCGUGGAGAAGCUGGUGCAGGGGGCCGAGUCAGGCUGCCCCUCUGAGAGGGAGAAGCAGAUUAUCUUGAAUUGCACACGGAUCCUGACCCGCAUCCUUCCGUACAUCUUUGAGGACCAGGACUGGAGGGGAUUCUUCUGGUCCACAGUGCCUGGAGCUGGGAGGGCCGGGGGAGACGAGCUGGACGACGAUGACGGAGCUCGACCGCUGGCUGAGUCGCUGCUUCUCGCCAUCGCUGACUUGCUCUUCUGCCCUGAUUUCACUGUGCACAGUCACAGGAGAGGCCCUGAUUCAGUGGAGAGCAUGCAGUCUAUAGACAGCUGUGAGUACAUCUGGGAGUCAGGAGUAGGAUUUGCACAAUCUCCGCCUCUCAACUACAUCCAUGAUCUGAAUCGGUCGGAGUUGCUGAGAUUAUUGCUGACCUGCUUCUCUGAGGCCAUGUACCUGCCUCCCUCUUCAGACAACAGCGUCCUCAAUCCUUGGGUGACGUUCUUCUGCUCUGCAGAAAACAGACACGCUCUGCCUCUGUUCACGUCCCUGCUGAACGUGGUGUGCGCCUAUGAUCCGGUGGGCUACGGCAUCCCCUACAACCACCUCCUCUUCUCCGACUACCGGGAGCAGCUGGUGGAGCAGGCCGUGCAGAUCCUCAUUGUGACGCUGGAGCACGAUGGAGGAGUCCCCCACCGCCCUCCCUCCCCCUCCAGCAUGGAGGAACAAGAGUCUGCCGGCCCUGAAAACUUAUUUGUGAAUUAUUUGUCGAGGAUUCACAGAGAGGAGGACUUUGAUUUCGUCCUGAAGGGUCUCGCUCGCCUGCUGACCAAUCCAUUAACGCAAACAUACCUGCCUAACUCCACCAAAAAGAUCCAGUUCCACCAGGAGCUGCUGGUGCUUUUCUGGAAACUCUGCGAUUUCAACAAGAAAUUCCUGUUUUUUGUCCUGAAAAGCAGUGAUGUGCUGGAUAUCCUGGUCCCGAUACUCUAUUACCUGAAUGACGCCCGGGCCGACCAGUCGCGCGUCGGACUCAUGCAUAUAGGUGUGUUCAUUUUGCUGCUGCUGAGCGGGGAGAGAAACUUCGGCGUUCGCCUAAAUAAGCCCUACUCCAUCCACGUUCCCAUGGACAUCCCGGUGUUCACCGGGACGCACGCUGACCUGCUCAUAGUGGUGUUUCACAAGAUAAUUACUACAGGCCAUCAGCGUCUCCAGCCUCUCUUUGACUGCCUGCUCACCAUCGUUGUAAAUGUUUCCCCUUAUUUGAAGAGCCUGUCAAUGGUUGCCGCUAACAAACUGCUCCACCUGCUGGAGGCUUUCUCCACCACCUGGUUCCUCUUCUCCGCCGCCCAGAACCAUCACCUUGUUUUCUUCCUUCUUGAAGCUUUCAACAACAUCAUCCAGUACCAGUUUGACGGUAACUGCAACCUGGUGUACGCCAUCAUCCGCAAGCGCAACGUGUUCCACCAGCUGGCCAACCUGCCCUCUGACCCCGGCUCCAUCCAGAAGGCUCUGCAGAGGAAGAAGAAGUCCCCGGAUGUCAUUUCCCGCACGAGCUCCCAGGAGACUGUGUCCAUGGAAGGGUCGCACCCCGCAGUGCCCGCCGAACCGGGAACACUCAAGACCAGUCUGGUCGCCAUGCCAGGCAUUGAUAAACUGACUGAGAAGUCGCAGGUAUCAGAGGACGGCACCAUGGUGUCCGUCCCAAAGCCCAACUCCUCGCACGCCGUCCACUCAGACCAGGGUGCCGCCGCCGGGACCAGUGACACCGAGUCCAACUCAGGCAGAGACAAUGAAGACGUUUUCUACACCGAAGCCGAAAUGGAGAGAAGACGUCUGUCGAGCGCGUCGUCCACGUCCUUCUGGGCCGCGACGCCAGAGUGGGUCAUGUCCUGGAAGUGUAAGUUACCCCUGCAAACGAUCAUGCGCCUCCUGCAAGUGCUUGUCCCUCAAGUGGAGAAGAUCUGCAUCGACAAGGGCCUGACAGAUGAAUCAGAGAUCCUGAAGUUUCUCCAGCACGGCACGUUAGUGGGCCUGCUGCCCGUUCCUCACCCCAUCCUCAUCAGAAAGUACCAGGCCAACGCAGGCACCGCCAUGUGGUUUCGCACCUACAUGUGGGGUGUCGUUUAUUUGCGCAAUGUGGACCCUCCGAUCUGGUAUGACACCGACGUCCGCCUUUUUGAGAUCCAAAGGAUGUAGACCUUGUGAUUAAAACGGGACUGUUUCCACUCCAGGGUUCAUCCUUCCGUCAGUCUGUACUGAUUUCCUGGUAAACCUCACUGUGUUUGACUUCCCACAUAAUCAUAAUGCUUGCCUCACAGAGCGCUCUUUGGGAAGGAGAGUUGUGAGGUCGAGGUUCCUCUCAUAUUCAGAUGUUUGAAUUCUCAAUAUCAUCUUUAAACAAUUGUUUGUACAUUUCUCCAGACCACAGAAUGUCUGUCAAAGCUCUCAGACGACGACUGAAGGACGAUGCUCAAGUUCUUGACAGCAUUAAAGCAAAAGGGGCAAAUAUUGUUUAACCUUUUCGUCUGACUUGUUAUCAAGGAUGUGAUGCUUUUUAGUGAGGAUUUGCAACAUAUCCUGGAUGGCACAGUAUUCACGUUUCACAUUAUUUGUUGUACUUGAUAUGCUUUAAAGUGAAACUUGCACCUUAUUGCGUUGUUAUGGAUGUAGUUUGUGAUGUUUGGAGAACAUAAUACAGAUUGUAUGGUUUUAUGUAUUCUGCUCAAGAUGUUUUAAACUGUAUUUUCGUUAACCUGUCCUCAAAAUAUAUAUUGAUAUGCAUCUA